Molecule: messenger RNA, 5040 nt
Organism: Dichomitus squalens LYAD-421 SS1
Lineage: Eukaryota; Fungi; Basidiomycota; Agaricomycetes; Polyporales; Polyporaceae
Product: multidrug resistance-associated ABC transporter
Exons: 17
Coding region: 1-5040 (1679 amino acids)
Biological process (GO): transmembrane transport
Cellular component (GO): fungal-type vacuole; membrane
Molecular function (GO): ATP hydrolysis activity; ATP binding; ABC-type peptide transporter activity
Source: RefSeq, a predicted model, not a curated record
AUGGCCGUGUGCAAAGGGGCCGACUUGUUCGACCUAUCCGACGCGUGUGCGCGCGGCUUUUGGGCCGCCGUCAUUCCGACCGCCUUCGUUGCUGUCGUCCUCGUUUCCUCAGUCCCGCCUGUCAGCACCCUGCUUCGUCUCGCCAAGAAGCCGUUCACGGAAUUCUUGCCGCUUUACGAGGCCGAGGCACUCAUUGCCGGAGAGGAGGAAAAGAGUCUGGAGGAAGAGAUCGCGCUCGGUGUUCCGCUAUGGCGUACGCUUGUUCUCUCCUCUGUCUCGCUCGUCGAGACUCUUCUUUGGCUCGGUAUCGGCUGCUACGCUCUCAUUGUUAACCCUGACGACACAUGGAACGGCGUCCGAGAUUUCCUCGUCGCGGCAACAUGGCUCUACGCGACUCUGCGUCCCAUCCUCCGGCCGGCUGCCACCGCUCCGUUCGACCUCCUGUCGCUCUUCUCUCUGCACCUCGUCCUGAACAGCGUCGUGUUCUUUGGACACCUCUACGAUCGCUAUGUCUAUGAUGUUCCCCUUCCAACCCCUAUCCGUACCGCAGUCUACACCGUCAACUUGCUUGCUGUUGCAGGCCUCUUGGUUCUGGUCUUCAACAUGCCCCUGGCCAUUCCCAGCAAGCGUAUCAAGAAGGAGGACAUUGGCAAGAAGAUCUCCCCCGAGGACUACACCACCGUCUGGGGCUGGGCCUCCUUCCGCUGGGUGGUGCCCCUGCUCGAGAAGGGCACGUACACCACCCUGAACGAGUCCGACGUCUGGGCGCUCAGCCCGUCGAUGCAGGCGAAGCCCCUGCACAUCAAGUUCUCGCGCACGACGGGCAAACUCUUCUCGCGUCUCUGGCGCGCGAACACGCUCGACCUCGUGCUCGACUUUGUGCUCACGUACGUGAGCAUCGUGUUUAACUACGCGAGCCCGUUCUUCCUCAAGCGCAUCCUCGACGCGCUCUCCGGCCCCCCGGACGCGGAGAAGCGCGCACUCGCGUAUUUGUACGCGUUUCUCGCGUUCGUGAGCGCGCUGUGCAAGGCGCAGGCGGACAUGCAGCACCUGUGGUACGGGCGGAGGGCGUGCACGCGGAUCAGGACGGAGCUAAUGACGGCGAUAUACGACAAGGCGCUGAAGAGGAAGGACUUUUCGGGGAUUGUGGAUAAGGACAAGGUGGCAGAACAGAAGAAGGGGAAGGCCGGCAAGGGCAAGGACGAAGCGAAGAGCGACGAACCGAAGGCGGGCGCAGACAUAGGGAAGAUCGUCAACCUGAUGGCGGGCGACGCCAACCGGAUCGCUAUGACAGUUUCAGCGAUGUACUUCAUCUAUGGUGCUCCGUUCGAGAUCUUCAUUGCCACUCUCUUCCUCUAUCAACUGCUGGGGUGGUCCGCGUUUGCCGGGUUCUUGGUCCUGCUCCUCACAUGGCCCCUCAAUAACUUCAUGGCUCGACGUGCUGUCCGGAUCCAGAAGGGCGUCUCGACUGCCCGUGACAAGCGCAUGGGUGUGCUCAACGAGCUCAUCAGCGCGGUCAAGUUCAUCAAGUUCUUCGCCUGGGAGGACCAGUGGAUCAAGCGAGUCAUGGAAGCCCGUGAGGGCGAGAUGCAGUGGAUGAUCAAGUCCCGUGUGAACGCGGUGUGCUUCUCGCUGCUGUGGACGACUGCGCCUAUCCUGGUCUCGGUCACGUCGUUCUUUGUGUACGUUGCUCAGGGCAACGAACUGACCAUCGGUACUGCGUUCACCGCCAUCGCAUUGUUCCAGAUGGUCCGCGCGCCUCUUAACGUCAUCCCAGCGUGGAUUGUCCAGAUCCUCCAGUCGAAAGUCGCCCUCGAUCGUAUCGCGACCUACCUCGACGAGGACGAAGUGGACGCGCAAGUGUCCACCAUCAAGAAGGGCCGUGUCCCCCCCUCCGAGGACGCCGAGACAGGCCUCGGGAUCAUCGGCGGCUCGUUCAAAUGGAACGAGGUCGAAGAGCGGAAGGACGACAAGGGCAAGGGCAAAGACACCGCCAAGAGCAAAACUAAUGGCACGGACGCCCACGCGAGCAGCUCCGACGCGGACGAGGCUGCGACGGCCGUCGACGACGGGUCGGUUGUGUCCGCGCUGGCGGCGUCGGGCGACCACCGGUUCGAGCUGCGCGACAUCAACGUGCUGUUCCCCGAGGGGCAGCUCACGCUGGUCACGGGCCCGACGGCGAGCGGGAAGACGGCGCUGCUGUUAGCGCUGCUGGGCGAGCUGACGACACUCGAGGGGAGGAUCGUGAUGUCGAAGAAUCCGUCCAAGGUCGACGAGCACGGGCUGUCGCACACAAUCUCGUACGCGGCGCAGUCGCCCUGGCUCCGCCACCAGAGCAUCAAGGAUAAUAUCCUGUUUGGGUACCCGUAUGACGAAGAGAGGUAUCACGCUGUUGUGGAGUGCUGUGCGCUGAAGCCGGAUCUGGAUAUCUUCGAGGACGGAGACGCGACAGAAAUCGGUGCACGUGGUGUCAGUUUGUCCGGUGGGCAGAAGGCUCGAGCCAGUGUCGCGCUUGCUCGCGCUGUCUACGCCCCGACCAAGUAUGUCCUCCUGGACGACCCGCUCAGCGCCGUCGAUAGUCAUACUGCACGCCUUUUGUUCGAGAAGCUGCUCCGUGGGCCUCUUCUGGCCCAUCGCACAGUUGUCCUCGUCACACACCACGUCGAGCUCGUCCUCCCCGGAGCACACUACCUCGUCCGCAUGCUUGAUGGCCGCAUCGACACCCAGGGCACAAUUCAAGAUCUGCGUGCGAAUGGCAUUCUCGAUGAUAUCGCCCCAACCGAGGAGAUCGAGGCGCACAAAGAGGAAUUAGCGGUCGAGGCUGCGAAGGCGGAAGAGAACCCCAACGCCGAGAUAGAUGCCGAAGCUCCGGGUGAUGGGGAGCCAGACGCGAACAAGAUCAAGAAGCCGAGAAAGCUCAUCGAAGAGGAGCACCGGGAAACGGGUAGCGUGAAGUGGAAUAUCUAUAAUACCUAUUUGAAGGCUUCGUCGUAUUGGACGUGGGGUAUCUUAUUCGGCCUGAUCAUCCUGAGCCAGCUAUCUGGUGUUUCCGAGAAGGUUUGGAUCAAGAUCUGGGGCGACGCAUAUGGGCAAAACGGAACCGUGAUCCCGCAGCAGUUCGCAUACUCCUAUAGGGAUUACGCCGAACAUCAACACGUUCUCGAUGACGGUCUUUCGCACUUCCACCAUACCACCGUAGCUCAUGCACCCGUCGUUCCGUACGAUCUGAAGAUCACUUUUCCCCCGGCCCAGGAGCAUCCAUUCUUCUACAUCGGCAUCUACGCCGCGAUCGCACUGUCCACUGGUAUCAUUAACAUCUGCGCUGUCAUCACUCAGUACACCGGGGCACUUCGGGCGUCGAGGAUCUUGUUCGAGAAGCUGUUGCGGACUGUCGUGUACGCGACAAUGAGGUGGCACGACGUCACGCCCCAGGGCCGCAUGCUGAAUCGGUUCAGUAAAGACGUCGAGACGGUCGACAGUUCCCUGGCUUCCACUUUGCAGCAAGUUAACUCGUCCUUGGCGCUUUUCAUGGUGUCCGUAUUGACCAUCAUCUACGUAUUCCCACUCUUCAUCUUCCCGGCCAUCGUCCUUGGAUUCUUCUACCGCCGCUUCGCGAUCGCCUAUCUUAACACUGGCCGUGACAUUCGUCGGAUGGAGUCGAACACGCGCAGCCCCAUCUUUGCCAACUUCAACGAACUACUCGAGGGCAUCGUCACUGUCCGCGCGUUCAGUGCAGAGGAGCGCUUCCUCAAUGACCUGUAUGACAAGGUCAACCUCACCACGCAGAUGUGGUACACAUUCUGGAUGACGAACCGUUGGCUGCUCCUGACGUUCGACGCGCUUGGUGCGGCCGGUAUCUUUGCGACAACACUUUUCGCACUUUCGGGAUACGUUGAUGCUGGUCUUGCUGGUAUUUGUAUUACGUCCGCGAUGUCAUUCACCAACAGCGUCUACUGGGCAUGUCGCUUCUGGACAGCUCUUGAGCUCGAUCUCAAUUCCGUCGAGCGUGUUGUCGAGUACCUCGACCUCCCUCAGGAGGCUCCUGCGAUCAUCGAGUCCAAUCGCCCCCCUGCGUACUGGCCUUCCUCGACGAGUUCGAACAGCGACUCGAUGCUUAUCGUGGAAGACCUCGUUGUGAAGUACGCACCAGACCUCCCUGCAGUGCUCAAGGGUAUCUCGUUUACCCUGAAGGCGAAAGAGCGCGUUGGUCUACUUGGGAGAACCGGCAGUGGCAAGUCAACACUUGCUAUGAGUGUCCUGCGAUUCGUUGAUCCUACUAGCGGUAGAAUCAUUAUUGACGGCAUUGACAUCAGCACAAUCGGGCUUCAUGACCUGCGGUCUCGUAUCACCUUCAUUCCUCAGGAUGCCACGCUGUUUUCGGGCACGCUGCGCGACAAUCUGGAUCCAUUUGGGGCUGACAUGUUCGCGACAGGCGAGCACACCGACGCAGAGUGCAUCGACGUCCUCGAGCGCGUGCAAUUGAUCACCGACAGCCAAGCCGUCUCCCAGCGCACCUCCCGAGAAGCCUCUGCCGCCGCAUCCCGCGCCGCCUCUAUCCACGAAGGCGAGACCGGCCGCGAGGCGACCAUCGCCUCCGUCUCCACCUCCCCGACCGAGACCGAGGGCAAAACCGUCAUCACGCUCGACACGCAGGUCUCGCCGGGGGGCACGAACUUCUCGCAGGGCCAGCGGCAGCUCAUCGCGAUGGCGCGCGCGCUCCUGCGCCGGAGCGCGAUCAUCGUGCUCGACGAGGCGACGAGCAGCAUCGACUUCGCGACGGAUGCGAAGAUCCAGGCGACGAUCCGCGAGGAGUUCGGGAACUCGAUGCUUCUCACGGUCGCGCAUCGGCUAAGGACGGUCAUCGACUACGACAGGCUAGUCGUGCUCGACAAGGGCGAGCUGGCCGAGUGCGACACCCCGCUCAACCUGAUCCAAAAGGAGGGUGGGAUCUUCAGGAGUAUGUGUCUGAAGAGCGGGACGUUUGCCGAGCUUGAGGCGGCUGCGAAGGCGAAGGCUGAGCGGGACCAGCUCCAGCAGUAG